Messenger RNA from Phacochoerus africanus (Common warthog), 3584 nucleotides. It is a transcript of the gene GABRA2, whose product is annotated as gamma-aminobutyric acid type A receptor subunit alpha2. Bases 844 to 2199 code for a protein of 451 amino acids. The transcript is spliced from 10 exons. Lineage: Eukaryota; Metazoa; Chordata; Mammalia; Artiodactyla; Suidae. Gene Ontology annotation, molecular function: inhibitory extracellular ligand-gated monoatomic ion channel activity; GABA-gated chloride ion channel activity; benzodiazepine receptor activity. Gene Ontology annotation, biological process: nervous system process; signal transduction; gamma-aminobutyric acid signaling pathway. Gene Ontology annotation, cellular component: neuron projection; postsynapse; synapse. The record is from RefSeq and is a predicted model, not a curated record.
CAUGCCUUGAACUUGGUCCUGCGAGGAUACGCUGAUGACCAACUACAAGCGUGAUUAGUCCCCUCGCCCUCCAGCGGGAGCGGUCCCUCUCCUUGGCAGCGACGUCGUUCCAGAACCCGGGCACGUUGCGGGGCGGGCAGGCAGCAUGGCGAGGCUUGGGGUUGGGGGUGGGGGGAUCUAGGGCUGCACAGACUCACAUGCAUUCCCGACUGCGCACCAGCACCCGCCCGCAGCCCCCCUCAAGAACCUUGGAGCCUUGGAGAAGCCCCAGCAGGCGGCCGCGGGGCAUCGUCCCGGGCGGCGCGUGGGCUCUGUUCCUCCGGCGAGGCGUGGGCGCGGGAGCUGUGCUCCGAGCGCACCCGCGCGCUCGCGACUGCCCGGGACUGCGCCGCUGCGGGUGCCCAGCGGAGAGCCGGCUGUUACUCGGGAUCCGGGGCGGGGUGGAGGGGGGGGGUCCCUGUGUCCCCGGGAACCUCUUUAGCCCUCCUCCCGGGCCUGGCUCCUCCUCCAGGCGUGAGGCUCGUGCCCGCCGCUGCUUGCGCGCACAGCGCCUCCGCUCGCUUCCCCCACCCCGCCUGCUCCUGCCAACGCUUCCCCCUCCUCCUCUUCCUUCUCCUCCGCCCAUCACCGCCACUACGGACGCCUUUGCCUCCUUCUACUCCGCGCGCCGCCGCCGCCGCCGCCGCCGCUCCUCCCGCUCUCCUUCGGCUUCCACCAGCCUAUCGCUCCCGCUCGCCGGGCUGCUGCAGUCAGUCCCUCUCUCCCCUUUCUCAAGUUUCCCGUCUCCUCAGGAUCAGGGCAAAGGGAGGAAAACACCCAAUUCUGCUUGCUAUUUCAGUGGUGAUGAAGAGGAAACUGAACAUCUCCAACAUGCAGUUGCUGCUUUUUGUUUUCUUGGUGUGGGACCCAGCCAGGUUGGCGCUGGCUAACAUCCAAGAAGAUGAGGCUAAAAAUAACAUUACCAUCUUUACAAGAAUUCUAGACAGACUUCUGGAUGGUUACGAUAAUCGGCUUAGACCAGGACUGGGAGACAGUAUUACUGAAGUCUUCACUAAUAUCUACGUGACCAGUUUUGGCCCCGUCUCAGAUACAGAUAUGGAAUAUACAAUAGAUGUUUUCUUUCGACAAAAAUGGAAAGAUGAAAGGUUAAAAUUUAAAGGUCCUAUGAACAUCCUUCGACUUAACAAUUUAAUGGCCAGCAAAAUCUGGACUCCAGAUACCUUCUUCCACAAUGGGAAAAAAUCAGUAGCUCAUAAUAUGACAAUGCCAAAUAAGCUUCUUCGAAUCCAGGAUGAUGGGACUCUGCUGUAUACAAUGAGGCUUACAGUUCAAGCUGAAUGUCCAAUGCACCUGGAGGAUUUUCCAAUGGAUGCUCACUCGUGUCCUCUGAAAUUUGGCAGCUAUGCAUAUACAACCUCAGAGGUUACUUAUAUUUGGACCUACAAUGCAUCUGAUUCUGUGCAAGUUGCUCCUGAUGGCUCUAGGUUAAAUCAGUAUGAUCUGUUGGGCCAAUCAAUUGGGAAGGAGACAAUUAAAUCCAGUACAGGUGAAUAUACCGUAAUGACAGCUCAUUUCCACUUGAAAAGAAAAAUUGGGUAUUUUGUGAUUCAGACAUAUCUGCCUUGCAUCAUGACUGUCAUUCUCUCCCAAGUGUCAUUCUGGCUUAACAGAGAAUCUGUGCCUGCAAGAACUGUGUUUGGAGUAACAACUGUUCUAACAAUGACAACUCUAAGCAUCAGUGCCCGGAAUUCUCUCCCCAAAGUGGCCUAUGCAACUGCCAUGGACUGGUUUAUUGCUGUUUGUUAUGCCUUUGUGUUCUCUGCCCUAAUUGAAUUUGCAACUGUUAAUUACUUCACCAAAAGAGGAUGGGCUUGGGAUGGGAAGAGUGUAGUAAAUGACAAGAAAAAAGAAAAAGCCUCUGUCAUGAUACAGAACAAUGCUUAUGCUGUGGCUGUUGCCAAUUAUGCCCCGAAUCUUUCAAAAGACCCAGUUCUCUCCACCAUCUCCAAGAGUGCAACCACGCCAGAACCCAACAAGAAGCCGGAAAACAAGCCAGCUGAAGCCAAGAAAACCUUCAACAGUGUCAGCAAAAUUGAUAGAAUGUCUAGAAUAGUUUUCCCAGUUUUGUUUGGUACAUUUAAUUUAGUUUACUGGGCUACAUAUUUAAAUAGAGAACCUGUAUUAGGGGUCAGUCCUUGAAUCUAGACCUAGGUUAUCUUGGAAUGUAUAGCAACAGUAAACCUGGUUUGUUUUGCCAUGUACAGUCUGACUAAUAACUGCUAAUUUGUGAACCAACAUGUACAGUAUGUAUAUAGCGACAUAGCUUAUAGACCUCUAAAGGAGACAUGCAUUUGCUAACUCAUGGAACUACAGGCAGAAAGCACCCCCAUGCCCAAAAGCCAUUGCCUCUUUAAAAGAUUUACCCUAGGAACUGGUUUAAAGUGGAUUUCAGAUGACCCGAUGUAUUUUCUCUUCUGACAGUGAUGAAAAUGGAGAUCCUCUACCCCACUUUAUAAACCCUUUUGAUUUAGGUCUUAAGUAGGAGUACUUUCUACUGUUGCCUAACUAUAAUGUAAGAUGACAUUGUCUUUCCAAAGGAGUUCCUCUAAACAACGGAACCUCAUAUCUCAACAUCAGUUCCCUUCCUGAGUGCUCAGAAUCCCUGCUACUGUAAUUGGAAGCUUAGCAUACAUCAGAAGAAAAACUAGAGUUUUGAAAUCAGCUUUUAAUUACUCUGUAUACUAUCUAUAGCCAUGUACAUAUUACAGCAUGACAAAUGCAAAUAAUUAUGAAUCACCCUGACAAGAUGUUCAUCAUGCCUAGAAUUUAAUAAUUAUCAGAAUGUCAUAGUCAACACAUGUUUAGCAUCAGAAUUUAUUUGAAAGUAAUAAUUCAAAUCCUACAGAUUAUUUUAAUCAUUGGAAACUACCUUAAAUUAAACAAAAAUAAGACAAUAAAUAUGUCUUACUCUUUUGAGGUAUGUGUUGUAUUGAAAUUGAUCAGCUAAAUUUUCUUGGUGCUGGUGACUGGAAAAAGCAUCCAGUUUGGCUGCUGUGGAGCAACAUUCAUACUGGAUUAGAAAACUGUGCCAAAAACUCCCACUGAUGAGAAUUCAUAGGUGUCACAUGAUAUAGAUGAGCACUCAUAUGAUUCUCUCCUUUCCUGUUUACUGCAAAUUCUGCCUUAAGGCUUCUUUUCAUCAGGACUCAGAAGCCACUAAUUACAAAGGAAAGGGCAGUUAAUUGGCACAUUUUUCUGUCUUGAAAGCAGCUCUUUCAGAUAAGAAUUAAUGUAAAUCUGCUUUUGUAAAUUGCAACUUUAAAUUUCGCUGACUCAAAUUUACAGCUUUGUAUACCAGAAGAGGUUUUGGUAAGAGUUGAACAUUUUUAAACUAAAACUUUAAAGCAUCACCAAUGAAUUGUGGAUUAGUUCACAUGUGCAAACACACACACAAUUCCACUCAAUUAGGAUGCACACACAAACAUGUAGCUAAAUUAAAAAACCACGGUUUUUAAUUGUAUAUUAUUACUAAUGACUAAUGGGUAAAAUUCGUUUUUUGUUUAGUAUUUUAAAAAUAUUCUUUA